Molecule: messenger RNA, 843 nt
Organism: Symbiodinium natans
Lineage: Eukaryota; Dinophyceae; Suessiales; Symbiodiniaceae
Source: the annotation of a GenBank genome assembly
AUGGAGGAGCGACGUGCGCACGGCUUCCGCGUCAGACACUCCUACGGGCAAGUAUUGGGCCACAUCGCCGAGGGCGAGCCCCUGCCCAUCAAUCUCCCGAACCGCAACGCAUCUAUCCUGACUUCCAGUCACUUCUGGCUUCAGGACUACCCCGAGAGCACGGAGCCCGAACCUGCCCCGCUGCCCCACACAACCGUAGACCCCGCAGCGGCGUACGAAGAUGCAAAUGAAGGGUACGAUGGCGUGCCCUUCCCGAGAAGGGACUUCCGCCCGCGGCCCUUCGACCUGGACAGCGAAUCAGACUUUGGGGCCGUGGACCCUGGCCAGGCGCUGCGCAACGACGGGCUGAACCCGCCGCCGGCGCCGGGCUUCCUGGGCCGCCUGCAGCAGGCCGAGGCCGCGGCAGAAGCUGCUGCGGGACUGGCGGGCUCCGUCUCUCCAUUGCGGGGCACGGUCAGCGCCCCCGCCGCACGAAGCAGCUCCGCCGCAAAUCAUCGGCCGGCCUUUGGAAAUGGAGAGGUGGAGAGGGCGGCAGCCCGAGACAUCGAGCAGUUCAUAAGCAAGCAGGCCGAGGUCGAGGCCACGGAAGGUUUUGCUUCCACGGCGGAGGCUGCGGGGGCUGCAGAAGCGGCGGCGGCAGUGGAGGGCCCAAGUGCACUGGCCCUGUUCGGGGGCCUGGCUGUGGCAGGCGGGGCGGUCGGACUUGUGGGCACCGCAUGGGCACUGCACGGCGGCAUGGUGGCGGAGCACCUUUGGGGUGGGGCGGCGGUGGCGGCACCAACACGGACGCUUCCCCGGCCCAGCUCGGCGCUUCGCAGCGCGAGCGAGCCGGAGGCCGCAUGA